AUGGGUCAGACUUUGUCUGAACCUGUUACUACCAAGGAAACCUCCAGCUGUCAGAACCAGUUCUUAAAAGUUGGUUCUUCAUGUAUGCAGGGAUGGAGAAUAAAUAUGGAGGAUGCCCAUACACACCUUUUGUCACUGCCAGGUGAUAAGGAUGCUCAGUUCUUCGGGGUAUUUGAUGGUCAUGGAGGUGCCAAAAUAGCUCAAUAUGCAGGGAUCAAUCUUCAUAAGAAAAUUGUGUCACAUCCAGCUUAUUCUCAGGGAAAUGUGCCUGAAGCAAUUCGACAGGGCUUUCUAGGACUGGAUGAAGAAAUGAUCAAAGAUGAAGCCAUGAAAGAUGAGCUAGCAGGAACAACAGCUGUGAUAACAAUAUUCAAAGGCAAUACCAUCUACUGUGGUAAUGUUGGAGACUCCCGUGCUGUAGUUAGCAUAAAAGGUACAGCAGAACAACUGUCACAUGACCACAAACCAGGCAAUGAAUCUGAAACCAAGAGGAUCAUUUCUGCUGGAGGAUGGGUAGAGUUUAAUAGAGUGAAUGGUAAUUUAGCACUUUCUAGAGCACUGGGUGAUUUUGUGUUUAAGAAAAAUGAAAAAAAAGGUCCAGAGGAACAGAUAGUUACAGCAUAUCCCGAUGUGAUUGAGAACCGUAUCACACCAGACCACGAGUUCAUUGUCUUAGCCUGUGAUGGUAUCUGGGAUGUUCUUACUAGCCAGGAAGUUGUAGAUUUUGUUAGAGCCCGGAUUGCUCAAGGCAUGGAACCAGACAUUAUUUGUGAGGAGUUGAUGACACGCUGUUUAGCACCAGACUGUCAAAUGGGUGGACUUGGGUGUGAUAAUAUGACUGUGGUGUUGGUUUGUUUUUUAUUUGGUCAGAGUUAUGAUGACUUGAUUAAAAAGUGUGCCAAGCCUGGUGCACGAGGGGCUUCCACUGCGCAUCUCACAAGUUACCAGGCCAGCUACAACAGGGUCGAUCUCAAGUGAUAUUACUAAUCAUCUUGUAUAUGGAACUCCAGCAAUAAUGUGUCUCUUCACCAUACAGAAUGAUUUUAAUUUUAA
This is a messenger RNA of Ylistrum balloti, 1053 nucleotides long. RefSeq names its product probable protein phosphatase 2C T23F11.1. NCBI's taxonomy places the organism in Eukaryota, Metazoa, Mollusca, Bivalvia, Pectinida, Pectinidae. Gene Ontology annotation, molecular function: cation binding; protein serine/threonine phosphatase activity. The transcript is spliced from 9 exons. The record is from RefSeq and is a predicted model, not a curated record. Gene Ontology annotation, biological process: protein dephosphorylation. Bases 1 to 978 code for a protein of 325 amino acids.